This is a messenger RNA of Mercenaria mercenaria, 1722 nucleotides long. Its product is annotated as serine/threonine-protein phosphatase 6 regulatory ankyrin repeat subunit B-like. Gene Ontology annotation, molecular function: protein binding. NCBI's taxonomy places the organism in Eukaryota, Metazoa, Mollusca, Bivalvia, Venerida, Veneridae. Gene Ontology annotation, biological process: intracellular signal transduction. The record is from RefSeq and is a predicted model, not a curated record. The transcript has a single exon. Bases 211 to 1509 code for a protein of 432 amino acids.
GUUUCAAUCUAAUGUAUGUAAUUUAUAUCAAAAUGGUUAUACGUGCGUCAUAACCUAGGAUUCUUGGGAUAUAUUCAAGGAAAUUUCUUCAGAUCCGCCAUGUUUUAGAAAGUGUUGUUUUGGAUUCAGCAAGUGGCUGGGUCGAAACGCGAUGGAAAGAGGGACUAGGCAGUUUUGGGGAAAGAACGGGGCUAGACAGACAGUGUAUCAAUGCUAUUAAAAACGCAAAUGGCGGGCUAUGAGUUCUAUGAUGCGGUCCUCAACAACGAGUUGACCGCAUUAAAACGGAUAGUCGCUCAAUAUAAAAAUGACCUUAAUGCGAAGUUUGUGGAAGUACGGAAGAAAAACCACGCUGAUCUGUGUCCGAUCCAUUUAGCAGCGUAUCGGGGCUACACAUACAUGCUACAGUACCUCAUCGAGUCGAAAUGUGACGUGAACAAAACAACGUCAACACUCAGACGAACGGCUCUCCAUUUUGCCGUGUUGCGACACAAGAUGGCGUGUAUGUUGCUACUAAUUGCGGCAGGGGCCAAACUUGACGUCAAGGACACGUUUGGUAACUCACCUUGCCAUUACGCCGCUGACGACGGGUACUGCCAGUUUUUGGACGUGUUAAUCAGACGUGGCGUAAACGUGGAUAUUCAGGACAUCACGUCAAAAACACCGCUAAUGAAGGCAGUCAGAAACAACAAAACGGACGCCGUCUUGAGAUUACUAAGGGGAAACAGUAACAUCAACAUAACGGACCGUAACAGCGACAUGGCGUUACAUUACGCCGCAAGAAACGGGUGUGCGGAUAUCAUCGAUAUUUUGAUAGCGUCACACAGUCAGGUUGACGUUCAAAACUACUGGGGACGGACCCCUCUCAUGGAAGCAGUGUGCUAUAACCACCGAGAAGCAGUGGCACGGUUGAUUCGUGCAAACUGUGAUCUCAACAGGCGAGAAUUCAAAACCGGCGAUACUGCACUGCAUAUCGCGAUAAAACGGAACUAUACCGCAGUAGUUGAGCUUCUCCUCGCGGCCGGCACGCGACAUGACAUUUAUAACCACCAGGGGGAGACUGCGGCGUACGAAGCCGUGAUUAGCAACAAACUAGAUGUGAUUAAACUUAUGGUGAUCCAUAAUUGUGAUUUAGAACAACCAAUUAAGUACUUCUGCACAGGCGUUUACAAAUCUUUGUUUCAAUUAGCCGCUGAAAAGGGACAUUUUGAUAUAUGUCGUCUGCUUGCGAAGUACGGAUACGUGGAUUUCUCCGCACGUGUUCAUUUCUACGCUGGUUACGUACCAACACGUGUUGGAAGCGAGACAGACGAAGUGCUGCACUGGUUGCGCCGGAAGAUGCAGACGGCAACAUCACUACAACGGCUGUGCCGGAAAGUGAUACGGCGACGUCUAGGUCACAACAUUUUGGAAAAGAUCGAUAAGGUGAACAUGCCGAAGGCAUUAAAAGAAUAUGUGCUAAUUUCUGACUUUAAAGAAACACAUGAUCAAUUCUCACCAGAACUGUGAACAUCAUAAGAACUGUGAACGUCACCAGAACUGUGAACAGUAAAAAGAUAAACAGAUUUUUUUUUUCACACAAGUCACAAAUAGUCACAAGAUAGCUACCUAUCGGGUGUAUCAUUGUUUUGAAAAAUACCAUACAUGUAUGUGUUUUCAACAAAACAAAAACUAAGAGUCAAAUUAAGUUAUACAAAAAAAAGUAAAUUUACAAAAACAUUA